CAAAUAUUAAACAGCACAGUGAGGAGACAGAGUCAAUUUCCAGAAAUACAGCAGCUCCAAAUUCUCCUAUUCCUCUUCUAAUGAUUGUAAACCCAAAUUUAGAUGAUUCAAUUUUCAGAAGCUGCUUAACAGUUUUUUUUUCUUGUUCUGUUAUACGCAUCUGGUAAAUUUCCCCUGUUUCUCCUGUGUUCGAUGAUGGAAUUGAAUCGAAAUUGCGCAAAUUUUGGCCAGUUUUCUUCGAGAAUAUAACUUUUCAAGGUCUGUAUUUAUAUCUAUAUGACUAUAUAUUUAUUCUUUUAAUCCUCUUUUAACUCUUUAUGUACACACGGCCGGUUUCAAGUUCUGUUAUGAUUCUCCUAAUCUUCUGAAUGGCGAAAUUUUCAGCAAUAUUUCCCUAAUUAAUACAGGAUUUCUAGGUAUCUUUUCUUUUCCAAUUUUGAGGAGUUAGAUUGUUGUUUCUAUACUUAGAAAUAUAAUCCCUGUGUUUUCCAAAAUCAGCCACUCCAAAUUUCUCACUCUGACAUUUAUCAUCAGUUAUCUUCUCGAAAUCCUUUGAAUUUCUUUUAUAUUGUGAGGGUUUUAGGAGAAAGAUCUCAAUUUUGCAUCACAAUUCCCCCGUCAUUUGACCUUCAAAUUCUCAUUUUACUUGUUCCAAUUCAUUAAUGGGAAUUCAAAAGGAUAUGGUGAGGUUCAAUGUUGGUGGAAGAAUCUUCGAGACCACGGCCACAACCAUCGCCAACGCGGGUCGGAAUUCCCUGUUUGGAGCUAUGUUUGAUGACAAUUGGGACCUUCAACGGAGUGCCACCGCAACCACUGAACACUUCAUUGAUCGUAACCCAGAUUGCUUUGCAGUCCUCCUUGACCUCCUCAGAUUAGGGGAGCUUCAUGUUCCCCCAAACAUUCCUGAAAAAUUGCUAUAUAGGGAGGCCCUGUUUUAUGGCCUCUCAGACCAUGUUAGAUCAGCCAAGUGGGGCCCAUUCGAUGGAAAUAAGCUACAUUUGGCUCGGUCCAUAACCGGUCAGGCGCCCGGUGAUGGCACUGCCAUUCGGGCCGGUCCAGAUGGUGGCUGCUGUGUAGCUCAUGGAAGCAUGGUUCAUGUUUACGAUUGGAUGCUAGAAGAGCAUUCUCCUAUCACUCUUGAUUACCAGAGGGUGAAUGAUGCAAUUUGGGUUGAUUCGAAAAGCGUUGUGAUAAGUGCUUGCGAACGACAACGCCGAGGCGAGGGAGGCAUGGGGUUGUUCAAGGGAGGCAUGGGGUUGUUCGGUGCAUCAACAGGAGAAUUAAGGUACAGAUUUCAUGUAACACAUGAGAAUCAGGUCAAAAGUUACACAGCUGGUGCAUUGAGUUUUAGUUCAGAUUUUAAGUUGUUUUCAAGUUGUAAAGGUAGAAGCAAUGAGUAUGGUAUUGGUGCUUGGGAUCAAGUCACUGGAAAGCAGAUAGAUUUUUUCUACGAGCCAUCGGGAUGGUCACUUGGUGAUGCUGACAGACUACAAUGGCUACAUGGUACCAAUUGUUUGCUAGUCGCAACUUUAUUUCCGAGGAAGGAUAAUUGUUACGUCAGUUUGCUGGAUUUCAGGGAUAAAAGCAUGGUUUGGUCAUGGUCUGAUAUUGGGGCUCCCAUAACCGAUGAGCGAAGGGUUAGAGACGCAAUAGCUAUGGAGGACACCAAUUCUAUAUGUGUAGUUAACGAAUACGAAGAUUUGGGGUUUAUGGAUUUGAGGUUUGCUGCUGGGAGUGUAAAGUGGAGCUCAAGAAGUCGGCUAAUGAAGGGGAAAAUGCCAGAUGAACCGUGUUAUCCUAAACUGGCAUUGCACGAAGGGCAGCUAUUUUCAUCGAUGAAUGAUAGUAUUUCAGUGUUUGGUGGUCCUGAUUGGGUAUUGACAUCAAGGCUACGGAACAGUUAUGGUGGUUCUAUUUGUGAUUUUUCAAUUGGAGGCGACAGACUCUUCUCUCUACACAGCGAGGAAAAUGUUUUCGAUAUAUGGGAGGCUCGACCCUCACCAAUUAUUAUGUGACUUAGUUUCCAUUUUCUUUCUUUAAACAUUAGGUGAUGAAACUACAGUUCAUGAUUUGUAGGUUAUAGAAGCAAAUGAGUGUCAUCUCGAAUUUAUCUGUAGAUUCAUAAUGAUACAGAAAGUGAACUGAUUGCUUAUCAACCACAUAGUGAAAUAUCCUUUUGCUCAUAUUUUAUAUGUACACAAUCUGAUAUCAUUCUGUUGAUUCUUCUUGAGACAACAGAAUAGAGUCAUUGAGAAGCCUCUUUUUCAACAAAACACCCCAUAAACAAUCUUCUUUUGACCUUCACUUUACAAAGAAGGAUUCUUAUCCAUGUGCUAGUUUAUGACUUUACCCCUUUGUAUGAGAUUCCAGAUUCCACAAAGAGAAUGCCAGCCUUGAAGAUAUCCAAAGCAUGUGAGCAGCUGGGAAAAAAUUGAAUCAGUUCAUAGAGGCAAAGUAGGUGAAUUCUACUUUGGUUUCCAUCCAGUUCAAUACGAGUCGGCUUGAUCUAUGUUUGGCUCAAGCUUGGUGGAUACGAGACCUAAAGUGCACGUUUGCAUGCAGUAUUGGAUGUAUUGAACACGACCAUAAAAAGGUUAUCUAAAGAUCAUCUUUUCCGGUGGAAUUAUGCUCUUUAGCAUAGUUGGUGUUAUAACAUCGAUCUGAGUUGCACUAAAGUCGCAUUAAAUAAUAGACACAAUUAAAUAGGUCACAUAAUUUCACCUUCAAUUGAGUUUAUCACAUUAUGACACUUAAACUGGUGCUCUAACUGCACUGGUGCUAAAUAGCAAUAUUCUUUCCAGUCAAGCUAUUUAUGAUGAUACUUACAACAAUGAUAUUCAGACACUUCUUUUAA
Molecule: messenger RNA, 2854 nt
Organism: Olea europaea var. sylvestris
Lineage: Eukaryota; Viridiplantae; Streptophyta; Magnoliopsida; Lamiales; Oleaceae
Product: BTB/POZ domain-containing protein At2g24240-like
Exons: 1
Coding region: 663-2015 (450 amino acids)
Biological process (GO): protein homooligomerization
Molecular function (GO): protein binding
Source: RefSeq, a predicted model, not a curated record